Messenger RNA from Stegastes partitus (bicolor damselfish), 498 nucleotides. RefSeq names its product prokineticin 1 (gene prok1). The coding region runs from base 1 to 321 and encodes 106 amino acids. Lineage: Eukaryota; Metazoa; Chordata; Actinopteri; Pomacentridae. The transcript has 3 exons. Gene Ontology annotation, biological process: endothelial cell proliferation. The record is from RefSeq and is a predicted model, not a curated record.
AUGAGCUUCAGGGCGGUGCUGCUGUCCUUCCUGCUGGUGUCUCUGAGCUGCUCCAGAGGAGCCGUCAUCACAGGGGCCUGUGAGAGAGAUGUGCAGUGUGGCUUCGGUCUCUGCUGUGCUGUCAGUCUGUGGCUGAGGGGUCUGAGGAUGUGCGUCCCAAGAGGAGUGGAAGGGGACGAAUGCCACCCCUUCAGCCACAAGGUGCCCUAUGCAGGAAAAAGGCAACAUCACACCUGCCCCUGUCUCCCCCACCUGGUGUGCACCAGGUACGCUGACAGCAAGUACAGAUGUACCGACGACUUCAAAAACAUGGACUUUUAACAGAUGCCCUAACACUGAGAUCAAGACGAGCACAGCAGAAAACAACAUUUCAAAGGGAAGACUUGAGAUCAGAAUCAUCUUCACUAACUGUACUCUUCAUUUUGUUUGCUUUGUGUUGAAAUACACAGUUUGGAUUUUACUGAUGCACUCAACAACCAAAUGAUAAAGAGAUGCUAA